Messenger RNA from Stylonychia lemnae, 681 nucleotides. The record is from the annotation of a GenBank genome assembly. NCBI's taxonomy places the organism in Eukaryota, Ciliophora, Spirotrichea, Sporadotrichida, Oxytrichidae.
AUGUUUCUUUCAACUACAGAAAAUACACUAACAUAUUCACCAAACUACUCACCAAACUUAAAGCAAAAUGGAUAUUUCGAUGAUAAAAGCAUGAUGAGUCAAAAGAAAACUUAGAUCUCAAGUUCUGAUUUCAAGCCAACUCCAUCUUACCUUAACAAAAACUACAUUUCAACCAAUUCAUCAGAUAUUAACCAGUUUGACUACAACAUAGAUGCUUAGACCUUUAGUAAUAGCGCCAAUAAAUAGAGAGCAUUCUCUCAGAAUAUCAAAGCUAAGUGGGAAAAUCCUGUAAAAGAUUAAGAGGCGUAGCGUGGAGUGCAUAAUUUUAAGGAGGAGGUAACAGAAAUUCGUAAUUUCUUAGAUCUCCUUCACUCAAAACAUGAGUCAGUUAAUAAUCAAGAUUAUCCCCCAGGAGUACCAUCCUAUGAGGAAUGUUUGGGCAGAAAAGAUGAUGUUAAUUAAGCAAUUGAUAUGAUUAAAGAUAGAAGAAAUACCUAUAAACUUAGAAGCCCAUAAAAACCAUUCAGAAGAAAUCAACCAGCUCCUGUUGUCCCUCAAAAAACUAUAAUGGAGAGAAUGGAGUAGGAUGCAUUUGCCAGAUAGCUAAGAGAUGUAUUCUUUGAGUAAUGGAAUAACUCAAAGAUUAUGUGCGUCCAAGGAUAGUAUCAUAAGAAAAUGUGA